UUUUCUUCAACAAAAUAAUCCAAGUGUUGCUGGUCAACAUCACCGUCUUUCCUUACUCGUCUUUCGAUCUCGAUCUCACUCACUCCUCGAUAACUGGCUUGUCGGACAAUCUUCACGGCAUCAAGGCCAUAUUCACAUAAUCUUCUACUACCAACCUAUUCCUAUUUCCAACCACAUUACACGCCCGCAAAAUGGGUCUCAAAACUGGGGCCAGAAAUGUAGGAGAAGCGGGGGUGAACUUCUUUUAUGGACCCUACUUCAAAUUCUUCAAAUGGGCCCCCCUCACCUUCAUCAUCCCCACCAUCCUCUUCCUCACCCUCUCCCUCUCCGGCUGCCUCUCCUCGGCACCCACCAUCCCCUCCCUCUACGUCGUCGCCCUGACCUCCUCCUCCAACGGCACUAUCGCCUCCAUGCAAGUCCGCCUCGGCUACUUCGGCAUGUGCGGCGACGACGGCGACACGCGCACCUGUCUUUCGGCGGCGGGCCACUACGACCCGGACGAGCCCAAGGACAUCGUCAAGCUCACCGAGCUUUUAUUCCCUCAAGUCAUGAACAACAGCAACGCCCGCGGCGCCAUCCCGGAACUGCAGAACAUGGUCUUGACAGGGCUGGAUCUGCAGGAUCAGAUCUUUGGCAAAGUGCUGCUCACCGGCUCGGCGCUGUUCGCCAUCGGCUUGGUCCUCAUGUUUCCGUACAAGCUGGUCAAGAGGCAGCUGGCUAAGCUGGCGCCCGGUACCCCGCUCACCAAAAAGCAGCAGUUUGUAAGAAGGGGGUGUUACUCUGCUAUCUGGAUGGGGGUGAUGAUUGUUUUUGCGGCGUGUAUCGGGACUACCGAGACCGCUGGUGCGCUGGGACAUGCGACGCGCAAUAUCAAGGGCAGCGCGAUCCUGAUGAAGGAGGGCGUGACGCUACAGGUGCUGCAGUGGAUGGCGUUUGGGUUCAUGUUCCUCUUUGUGCUGACGAUGCCCGUCAUGUUGUUCGUCAGGAGGGAGAACCCCCUGGAUCAGUUUAUGAGUGCGGAGGGGAUUAAGGAGAAGGCGUUUGGUUUUGCGAAGGAUUACGCGAUGGAUAAAGUCAAGAAGCCCAAGAGGGCCAAGUUUUUUGGGAGGCAGAAGUCCCAGCAGGAGGAUAUGGUGUGAGCUGUGGGUGGAGGGGAAGGGGA
Messenger RNA from Neurospora tetraspora, 1162 nucleotides. Its product is annotated as Ca2+ regulator and membrane fusion protein Fig1-domain-containing protein. Gene Ontology annotation, cellular component: membrane. NCBI's taxonomy places the organism in Eukaryota, Fungi, Ascomycota, Sordariomycetes, Sordariales, Sordariaceae. The record is from RefSeq and is a predicted model, not a curated record. Bases 192 to 1139 code for a protein of 315 amino acids. The transcript has 2 exons.